AUCUCAAAGAUGGGGAAUUUGUUGCGUCUUUGUAGGGCUUUUCAAUGGUGCUUUUCUUUAAACCUGUCGAGCCACAAACAGAGAGAGAGAAAGAGAGAGAAAAGAAGAUAAAAGUUAGAUUUAUUCUCAGUUUUUCUUUUUCUUUUCAACUUUUUGGGGUUUAGAAUCUCAAACCCAUCAAAUCAAUGCGUAAAUAUAAGAGAAGAAGAAGCUAAACAUGAACGACAAAGCCUCUGUUUCUAAGGAACUCAGUGCAAAACAUUCCAAGGUCUUAGAAGGCCUUGUUAAGCUACCAGGAAAUAAAGAAUGUGCAGAUUGUUUGAGCAGGGCUCCUCGAUGGGCAAGUGUGAAUCUUGGCAUAUUCAUAUGCAUGCAAUGCUCAGGGAUCCAUCGGAGUCUCGGUGUUCAUGUUUCAAAGGAAAAAAAGAAUACCUUCAAGAUCUUUCCACAUUUCUCUACAGGUAUCUAUUGA
Carica papaya (papaya) is the source of this 472-nucleotide messenger RNA. The record is from RefSeq and is a predicted model, not a curated record. Lineage: Eukaryota; Viridiplantae; Streptophyta; Magnoliopsida; Brassicales; Caricaceae.